Messenger RNA from Camarhynchus parvulus, 1092 nucleotides. Its product is annotated as chemokine-like receptor 1. Gene Ontology annotation, cellular component: plasma membrane. The transcript has a single exon. Lineage: Eukaryota; Metazoa; Chordata; Aves; Passeriformes; Thraupidae. Gene Ontology annotation, molecular function: N-formyl peptide receptor activity; complement receptor activity. Gene Ontology annotation, biological process: positive regulation of cytosolic calcium ion concentration; phospholipase C-activating G protein-coupled receptor signaling pathway; complement receptor mediated signaling pathway. Bases 7 to 1092 code for a protein of 361 amino acids. The record is from RefSeq and is a predicted model, not a curated record.
CUAGUGAUGGACAGCACCUCUUCUUCCCCUUCCCCGUUCUCUGCCAGCUGCCCCACGGAGCAGCCUGACAACGCCACUGACCAUGACUACUACUCAGGCCUGCAGAAGGCCAUGCACAUCCUCUCCAUGGUGGUGUACAGCAUCGCCUGUUUGCUGGGGGUGUCAGGGAACGGCCUCGUCAUUUGGAUUGCAGGCUUCAAGAUGAAGAAGACAGUGAAUUCCAUCUGGUUCCUCAACCUGGCCAUAGCUGACUUCAUCUUUACCUUCUUCCUGCCCCUCAGCAUCGCCUACACAGCCCUGGGCUUCCACUGGCCGUUUGGGAAGCUUCUGUGCAAGCUGAACAGCACCAUGGCCUUCCUCAACAUGUUUGCCAGCGUCUUCCUCCUGACGGUGAUCAGCAUGGACCGCUGCGUUUCUGUGGCCUUCCCCGUCUGGUCUCACAACCACAGGAGCCCGGAGCUGGCAGCCAGGAUCGCGCUGGGGACGUGGCUCCUGGCUGUCCUGCUCAGCUCCCCAUACCUUGUCUUUCGGGACACCCUGGUCAGCUCCAGGAAUGUUACCAGCUGUUACAAUAAUUUUGCACUCUCCGAUGAUUACACAUUGGAGGAGACGCGCAGGCUGUGGAGGAUGCGGCACAAAGUGAUGAUCGUCACGCGGUUCUUAUGUGGCUUCCUCAUCCCCUUCAUGGUGAUUCUCAUCUGCUACAGCGUCGUGGCUGUCAAGCUGAAAAGAAGGCAGUUGGCCAACUCUGCAAAGCCCUACAGAAUCAUCAUUGCUGUCACAGUCUCGUUUUUCCUCUGUUAUUUCCCAUAUCAUGUCUUCUCCUUGCUGGAAAUAUCCAACAACUCUUCCAGCCAUGAGAUGAAACUGGCCCUUUACAUAGGGAUCCCCUUGGUUUCCAGCCUUGCUUUCUUCAACAGCUGCAUCAACCCCAUCCUGUACGUCUUUGUGGGGCCGGAUUUCAAGGAGAAGUUUCGCCAGUCCAUCCUGUCCACCUUCGAGGGGGCCCUCAGCGAGGAGUCGGUCCUGGGCAGCCUGACCGGCCGGCGCAAGUCCAGGUCUGCCUCAGAAGUGGAGGUGCCGAGGGUCUGA